Dibothriocephalus latus is the source of this 1713-nucleotide messenger RNA. The record is from the annotation of a GenBank genome assembly. Lineage: Eukaryota; Metazoa; Platyhelminthes; Cestoda; Diphyllobothriidea; Diphyllobothriidae.
AUGCUGCGUGCCACUGCUCGCCGAAUUCCCUCUCUCUGCCUCCCCGUUAUUCGGGGUUUUGCGAAGGAUGUUAAGUUUGGAGCAGACGCUCGUGCUGCCAUGCUUAUUGGUGUCGACAUCCUGGCUGAUGCAGUCGCUACAACCAUGGGGCCAAAGGGCAGAAACGUGAUUUUGGAGAGCACUUGGCGUUCUCCUAAAAUCACAAAGGAUGGCGUCACUGUGGCUAAGGGAAUCGAAUUAAAGGAUAAGUUCCAGAAUAUUGGUGCAAAGUUAGUCCAGGACGUCGCAAAUAACACGAACGAAGAAGCAGGGGAUGGUACCACCACUGCCACCGUCCUAGCACGAGCAAUCGCGAAGGAGGGCUUCGAGAAAAUCAGUAAGGGCACCAACCCAAUCGAGUUCCGACGUGGAGUCAUGUUUGCUGUUGAUGCCGCUGUGAAACAUCUAAAAGAAGUUUCGAAGACUGUGACAACGCCCGAAGAAGUUUGUCAGGUUGCGACUAUUUCUGCCAACGGCGAAAAGACUAUUGGCGAGCUUAUUUCCACUGCGAUGAAGAAGGUCGGGAACGAUGGGACCAUCACGGUUAAGGAUGGCAAAACUCUACAUGACGAAGUUGAAUUCAUUGAAGGAAUGAAGUUCGACCGCGGUUACAUAUCUCCUUACUUUAUCAAUACCGAAAAAGGUGCUCGUUGCGAAUACCAGGACGCGUACAUCCUCUUCAGCGAAAAAAAAAUAAAUAACAUCCAGGCACUAAUUCCUGUCUUGGAAUUGGUUCAUCAACAAAAGCGCCCUUUGGUAAUCAUCGCUGAGGAUGUGGAAGGUGAAGCCCUUACUGCUCUCGUACUGAACCGUUUGAAGCUUGGUCUACAGGUUUGUGCCGUCAAAUCACCAGGCUUUGGCGAAAACCGCAAGAACACUCUCCGCGAUAUGGCCAUUGCCACUGGUGGAGUCGUGUUCGGAGACGAGGCUGACAUGUUCAAAUUGGAGGAAGCCCAGCUACACGAUCUCGGCCGGGUAGCAGAAGUAGUUGUAACAAAAGACGAUUGCCUCCUUAUGCGGGGUAACGGGAAGAAAGAGGACAUCGAACGACGAGUAUCUCAGCUCAGAGACGAGAUAAAGGCAACUACGAGCGAUUAUGAAAAGGAAAAGAUGCAGGAAAGACUGGCAAAGAUGUCAAACGGUGUUGCGGUCAUCAAAGUUGGCGGAAGUAGCGAGGUUGAAGUAUCGGAAAAGAAGGAUCGCUAUACUGAUGCGUUGAACUCUACUCGUGCUGCAGUCGAAGAAGGUAUCGUACCUGGAGGUGGAACGGCUCUACUAAGGUGCAUUCCUGUCCUUCAACAACUUGAAACAAAGAACAAAGACCAGAAAAUCGGUGUCGACAUCGUCAUUAAAGCCCUGAUGACUCCAGCUUAUACCAUCGCCUCUAAUGCAGGCGUUAACGGCUCGCUUGUUGUCGAGAAGGUGAUGUCCUUACCCUUCGCGGAGGGCUAUGACGCCUCGAAUGACAAGUACUGUGACCUCAUUGCUUCUGGCAUUAUCGACCCUACAAAAGUUGUCAGGUCGGCUCUCGUUGCCGCUGCUGGCGUUGCGUCUCUUCUGACUACCGCCGAGGCUGUUGUUACCGAGCUGCCUAAGGAAGAAUCACAGGCUGCUCCUGGUAUGGGCGGCAUGGGAGGUAUGGGCGGAAUGGGCGGCGGCAUGGGAAUGAUGUAA